UUUGUCAUUUGCACGAGGGGAUGGAGGACAAAUUCUGACAUAGAGUGAAAUAAUUUUAUGAAAUAUUGUUGGAAACAAGGAGAGGUUAAAGAAAGAUGUCUGGUCUCGGUCGUGGGGGCCGAGGGGCCUUGCUACUGAAGGCCCUUGAGAAACCUGUCAAGCUACCUGGGCAGCCGGCACCUGGACAACAGCAGCAGCAAGAGCAGCAACCACAGGAGGCUAAGCCUACAGAAACUGAUGCAGCUCAAAAAUCUUUGCCAGUUGGCAGAGGGAUUUCCUCUCAACUAAUGGCACAGACAGCUUCAGCAGCAAGUCAACCUCCACCUGCUGCAGAGUCUAAACCGCCUGUUGAAUCGAUGUCCAAGAUGACCAUUCAAGAGCCAAAGAUCACGAAGAAGAUGGAGAAAGGCACAGCAGGGGCUGAAGUCCCAGUUGUGGCAAACUAUAUUCCUAUAAAAGCCACUUUUGGAGGAGCCUACCAGUAUGCUGUUUCCUACAGCCCUGACAUUGAGAGCAAAAGCAUAAGAUAUCAGCUGCUAAAUGAGCACAGAGAUGUGAUUGGAAAAACUAGAGCCUUUGAUGGUGCUGUUUUGUUUUUGCCAAAGAAGCUUGAUGAGGAUACUAAGAUGCUAACUUCAACUAGAAAAACAGACGGUGCUGAAAUCAGGCUAACCAUCACCUUUGUAAAACAUCUUGACCCUGAAGAUCGUCAGUGCAUGCAGCUCUACAACAUCAUGUUUAGACGUGUUAUGAGGAUCCUGGAGAUGAGCCAAGUUGGGCGCUACUACUACAAUCCAAAUCAACCAGUGCCCAUUCCUCAACACAAGCUAGAGCUCUGGCCUGGAUAUAUUACUGCCAUUGAGCAUUAUGAAGGUGGCCUUAUGCUCCUUGCUGAUGUUUCUCACCGACUUUUGAGAACUGAAUCCGUCUUGCAGUUCAUGUAUGCCUUUUACCAAAAGAAACCCCAGAACUUCCAGUCUGAGGUAACCAAAAAGCUUGUUGGCAAUAUCGUCUUGACCAGGUACAACAAUAAGACCUACAGAAUCGAUGACAUUGCCUGGGACAAAAAUCCUCAGAACAAGUUCGUCUUUCAUUCUGGGGAAGAGAUGAGCUACAUCGAUUAUUACGCGAAAUCGUACAACAAGAAGAUAGAUGAUAUCGAUCAGCCAUUGCUUAUUCAUCGCCCGAAACCCAUGAAGGGACAAAAGGCCCCGGCUAAUGAAGUGAUCUGUCUGAUACCAGAGCUUUGCUCAAUGACAGGACUGACUGACGAAAUUCGAUCCGACUUCAGGGUCAUGAAGGACAUAUCAAGUCACACCAGAGUUUCGCCUGGAGAUAGAGAGAAAAGCAUGAAAAACUUUGUCAGUAAUAUAUAUUCAAAUGAAAAGGCUCUUGAAGAAUUGAUGAACUGGGGCUUAGAGCUGGAUCGAAAUCUACUCCAGCUUCAAGGACGAAAUCUACCAGCCGAAAAGAUUCUGCUUGGAAGCACGUCGUUCACGGCCAACAGAGAAGCAGACUGGGGCAGAGAGGCCACUAGAGAAAACGUCAUUUCUGCUGUUAAUCUCAACAAUUGGAUCGUUAUCUACACGAAGCGUGACGAGGCUAAAGCCAUGGACUUCUGCAACACCAUGGGCAAAGUCGCCCCUGCCAUGGGUAUUCAGGUUUCGCAGCCAAUGAAUGUCCAUCUGAAAGACGAACGAACAGAGACGUACUUGAAGGCUAUCAGAGACAACCUCAACCCGAAAGUCCAGAUGGUUGUUACUAUAUUCCCAACUUCAAGAGACGAUCGUUAUGCUGCUGUCAAAAAACUGUGUUGUGUGGAAAGCCCUGUUCCUUCUCAGUGCAUCAAUGCGAGGACAAUCUCGCAGGCUAACAAGCUACGCAGUGUCACACAGAAGAUCGCUUUGCAGAUCAACUGCAAAUUAGGGGGAGAGCUAUGGGCCCUCGAAAUACCAAUGCGAUCUGUUAUGGUUGUUGGUAUUGACGUGUACCACGAUGGUGGCAAAGGCGGGCGCUCGAUUGGUGGAUUCGUUGCAUCCACGAACAAGACAUUCACGCGAUGGUAUUCAAGGGUGUGUUUCCAGCAGCCUGGCCAAGAGCUGAUUGAUGGCUUGAAGGUCUGCUUCACGGCAUCAUUGAGAAAAUAUCACGAGGUGAAUCACGAUUUACCUGAGCGAAUCAUUGUUUACCGUGAUGGUGUUGGUGAUGGACAACUCCACGUCGUUGCUAACUACGAGGUGCAGCAGUUCUCUGAUUGUUUCGCCUUGUUCGGUGAAUCUUACAAACCAAAAAUGGCCGUGAUUGUCGUCCAGAAGAGGAUAAACAUGAGAAUCUUUGCAGCGACAAGCCAAGGAGGAAAACUUGAUAACCCACCCCCCGGCUCAGUUGUUGAUCAUACAGUGACGAGAAAAGAUUGGUUUGAUUUCUUUUUGGUGAGUCAACACGUCCGACAAGGCACUGUAUCGCCGACUCAUUAUGUUGUCGUACAUGACGAGUCGGGUUUGAAAGCGGAUCAUUUGCAAAGGCUUUCGUACAAGCUAACACACUUGUACUACAAUUGGCCUGGAACUGUUCGCGUUCCGGCACCUUGUCAGUACGCCCACAAGUUGGCUUAUCUGGUUGGUUGCUCGCUACACAAAGACCCUGCCUUGGAGCUGUCAGACAGGCUGUUCUUCUUGUAGUUGUCUUGUCAUUAUCCAUCAGAAGAUGUCAGGAGAUCGUGCUGUUCCUUGGAAAGAGAAUUCGGAGAUGCAUCAUUGGUUGCAAGUAUUUUUGUAUUCAGAUAACGCCACAAGUGUUUGUUGCUACCUGUAACAUACUGAAAACUAACCACAAAAUACUGGCCCAGUGCUCAUGGAGAACCAGAGAAUAUUUCAACCGUUGAUCUUCAACUUUUUGGUUUUGCAUUGUAAAGAGUUGGUUAUGUUAUGUUUGGGGCUGAUAAUAAAGCAUGCAGUGCUAAUGCCAUUUGCGUCUCAAUUGACAACUGCGAAAGUUAAGCUAGAGUCACGUCGCCCCUUAUGGAAUGAUUUCUGUAAAAAUUGUUUCCUCAGCUUUUUGGUACUUCCUUAUAAAAUACUGUAUAAUCUACAUGCUUGUGUAAAGACAGUCGUAUCGGCUUUUCUCUCUUUCUGCACGAGCAACAUUACUACAGGCUAGGUUUCUUCGUGAAAAACUUGGGCCAUCGCCCCUUAUGGAACGACUCAAAUUUAGGCGUGCAGAAAAGCACACAAUGGAAAAAAACUGGGAAUUAUUAUCUGCCUUCUUUCCUUCUACCUUUAUCAUUCGUCAAUAUCAAAUCAUACUUUCAUUGAGCCAUUUGUUUUCAAAUUCAAGAAAAUUGUGCAAGCUUCUGUUUGGGUUUCAACGAGUAUUCGUUUUUGGGAGAUGAAGAAACACGUUGUGGGGGUUGGUUUUGUUUAAGCUAAACAACCGACCGAGGGAAUGACCAAGAAAGUUGAGGUGCAGGAAAAAAAAAGGGUCGAAGGUCUUGUGACAACUUUUUCGUUUACAUUCCGCUUACUUUUAAAAUAUUCUCCUAGUUUUUAAGAAUAAAAUGAAACAACGAUAAUGAGCAAAGAGUUCAAGUAAUGUCGUCAGCAAAAUAAUUUUGCGCGUUUUUUGAAGAUAAACUAACCUAAACUCCUUCAUAUUUAUUUUUAUCAUUGCACGGUCAGAACUCAUGAAAAAAUCGAAUCGUUCCAUAAGGGGCGACGUGACUCUAUUGUUUGUCUCGUUUUUAUCUUCUAUAGAUGUUACGUUUUUACCCCCUGAUCUUUCUAGCAUGCCAUUUUGUUUAAUGCCACGAUGCUUCUGAGCCCCUAUGCGAUAAUAAUAUUGCGAUAUUGAAAAAUAUUGUAGUGCUUUUUUUCCCAUUUUACCCCAACCCUAAUCUUAAUCUUUAUAAAUUGUCAAUGGAAGGCUUGUUGCAUAAAUAGAUUGGAAAGAAUACGUUUUAAUCUGGUUUAAUUUUAUGUUUUUAGGUAUUUUAAUUUUCUUUAAGCCGCAUUAACAUUAAUAUUUGCUGUGGUUUCGUCUUACCCUGUUUUGAUCUUUUCUUUACAUUUCUCAAUAUAUCUUUUCCAGUACACUUUUCGUCAAGCUUUUUCAGGUUGCUUGUCGUUGCUAGAUUGUAUGUAGCAUGCACGUCAUUCCAAAAACUCAAAUUAUUUGCUUCGUUGAAUUAUAAGCAAUUUGAUUUAUUCCUCUCUCUAUAUAAUGUAGUACAUUUGUUCUGUUCGUGUUUUGUACAAGAUGAUAGUUUGAAG
This is a messenger RNA of Rhopilema esculentum, 4268 nucleotides long. Its product is annotated as piwi-like protein 2. Lineage: Eukaryota; Metazoa; Cnidaria; Scyphozoa; Rhizostomeae; Rhizostomatidae. The record is from RefSeq and is a predicted model, not a curated record. Gene Ontology annotation, molecular function: protein binding; RNA binding.